Messenger RNA from Haliotis rubra (blacklip abalone), 1439 nucleotides. RefSeq lists its product as uncharacterized. The transcript is spliced from 2 exons. The record is from RefSeq and is a predicted model, not a curated record. Lineage: Eukaryota; Metazoa; Mollusca; Gastropoda; Lepetellida; Haliotidae. Bases 438 to 1070 code for a protein of 210 amino acids.
ACGAAGCCCAAGCGAGCAGACGACCGAGCGCGGAUUGAUGCUGUGGCUGUAGUGGGUCGAUAUCUUGGAAUGUCGACUAUUGUAGAUGUCAGGACGCACUGUAUUGACACGAAGGAAUCGCGCCAUUUUCUGAGUGUGUCAGACGAUACCAGAUCUGGUUGAUGUUACACAGGUGUUGAGGCCGAUGUAUUGACUUCCCCAGGCUCUGGUUGACGAGAACACACUGCCUUGGUCGACAGCCAUUGGGCUUGUAUUGCACAAAAUGAGCACAUUCGUUAGCAUUUUGAUUGGAUGUUAACGGAAGGUUCCUUGGUUAAACAACGAACGCGUCACCCGAAUACAAUCAGUACAUGGCGUCCGCAUGCACUGUGAUCAGAUGCCGACCUCUGUUCAGCCCGUUUCCUAUGUCUCCGAGUCUGGUCGUCUGCUCAUGAAGAAUGGUGGUCAGUUUGAUUGAUACUAGUGUUAGCGCCAGUGAGAGGAUGGAAGGGAGCUGCUCUUCGGACGAGAGCGGGAAUUGGUACUGGCAAGAUUCGUCCCUCGUUUGCUACCUGUGUGGGGAACUGUUUCGGCGACCCCGCAUCUUACCGUGUGGUCAUACCUUCUGUACCGACUGUCUGGCCCGACUCAGAGAAGAAGUCAUCAGGGAAGGGAAGCUUGCGGGAACCUAUGACCCCAAACACGCCGAGAUCGGCCAUUUCGUCUGCCCAAUGCCGGAGUGCUCCUACUCUAUGAGACUGAUAAACCUGCACCGCUUCACCACCAAGAACAAGACAGUGUCCGAAGCCGUGGGGGCUUUCAGGAAGAAAAUAGGUGCAAAACAGGAUGUGUCCACGCAGACAGACAUCACGUCAGAAUCCAUCAUCGUCGCCAUCCCCAAGUCGCUGCUGAUGAGGACUAAACGGCAAGGCAACUGUCUGGACCAGGCUUCCUUCAUGGACACGGUUCUUCAUCGCGCCCUUAGCAUGGACAGCCUCAGCCGAAACUACAUCCCCCAGGGCAACUUCAACUGGAGGUCGUGCGUGACCAUGCUCGGUGUCAGCAUCAUACAGCAACUCAUCCACAUAUGAGAGGCACUCGGGACAACUCGGGUCCUCUCGGGUACAACUCGGCAUAUUCCGCUACUCUUACGGUACUUCGGGCAAACAUUUCAAUUUGACACGGAAUUUCGUAUAUAAGGUUAACACCCAGGUUGUGUUGUGUGUUGUGUCACGUGCUUGGAGCUAGUUCCACUGGAUUCUUGUUUGAGUCGGGCCGAGAAGGCCGAGUUGUUCCAGCAGUUGUCUCCCUUUCAAAGUUAACGGUGCCACCUUUAAAAACGAGAUUGCAAGAAGCAUAAUAUGAUUUAUUAUUCUCUACAGUUAAUGUGUACACGGAGUGAAACAGAACGAAAGGGUAUCACAUAUUGCAGUAAAUGCCAGUUACAUAUGUAAAUUAAU